UGUGCCCGCGAGCUCUACCGCGCGCGCUAAACAGCGCCUCUCACGCGACAAAUGACAUUCAGUUUCCACACACUCUCUCUUCUACCGCGUGGUAUAUACCACGUUAAAGUGAAAACUUAUCAAUGCCUUCUGGGAGUGUACCAGUGAUUCGGUCCGUUAUAUUUUUGGGAAAGUGUUUGCUUUCUCCCCCUCAUAUAGCCUUAUCUUGCUUCGAUAGAUCUGUUACUUGUCUUCCAUAGUGAUGGAGAAUAUUAUUUGCGCUCACGCUCGUCAGCUCUAUCAGAUCAUGGGACCUAGAGGUGGGGUACGACACCAGUUGCUCUCUUUAAAAUAGGAGCUGAGCACCGCAGCCUCGUGCUGGAGAAUGACCCCCUCAUCCCACCGCCUGUCGGACCGCGCGCCAGGUGGCAACAUCACAGCCGACUGUGAUACUUCAUUGACACUGCUGCACUAAAGCUGGACCCUAACUUUGCAGAUCUGAUGGAUUUAAAGAGGGUGCUGUCCUUCCCUCCAUAUCCAGGGGACUAUUUGCACCCAGUGGUGUACGCAUGCACUGCAGUGAUGUUACUCUGCCUGCUGAUUUCUAUCAUGACAUACACUGUACACCACAGCAUAAUCCGAAUCAGCAGGAAAGGUUGGCACAUACUCCUCAACUUCCUCUUCCACACUGCCGUGACGUUUGGGGUGUUUGCAGGAGGCAUCAACCAGAUCAAGUACCCUGUGAUAUGUCAAGUGGUUGGCAUUAUCUUGCACUACUCAUCCCUCUCUAGCAUGCUAUGGCUGCUCUUCACUGCCAGGAAUGUCUGCAAGGAGGUGUCCAAGGCUCCGCCCAUACCUCAGGACAGGGACCCUCCCAAACAGCCAUGCCCUAAAGCCACCAUUUUCAGGUUUUAUCUAAUAAGUAGUGGAGUUCCCCUAAUCAUAGUCGGAGUUACGGCUGCUGUAAGCUUGGAUAACUAUGGUAGCAGAGAUGACGCCCCUUAUUGCUGGAUGGCCUGGGAACCCAGUCUAGGAGGCUUCUACGGUCCCACUGCCUUUUUUGUCUUAGUAAUGUGCGUCUACUUUCUAUGCACAUAUGUGCAGCUAAAGCGGCACCCGGAGCGUAAGUACGAGCUGAAGCCCAUGACCAAAGAACAGCAGUGUCUAGCUGUGGCUGAAAUUGGCCACUGCCAUGCUGUCAGUGGAGAGCCAGGUGAGCAUGGUGACCAUACAUGCUGCACAGCCAUCACAGCCUCCAUGUUGGCCAACGAGCACUCUUUUAAAGCUCAACUAAGGGCAACUGCCUUUACACUCUUCCUCUUCCUGUCCACCUGGGUGUUUGGAGCACUGGCUGUAUCACAGGGCCAUUUUCUGGACAUGAUCUUCAGCUGUCUAUAUGGAGCAUUUUCAGUCACAUUGGGGCUUUUUCUGCUUAUUCAGCACUGUGCAAAACGUGAUGAUGUCUGGCACCGGUGGUGGGCCUGUUGCCCCAACAAACCAAAGGUGGAGGUCAAUGGGAAGGCAGCAGGGAAUCUUGGCCCACCUGCCCAAAUUCACAGCCAUACCCCAUCUCAUGGGCAGAAACAAAUCCACUGCCAGUUAGAAACUUUCUGCCAGGGUAAACCUCUGCUUUCCCCACACCUGCAAUCUCCGCACUGUAAGUUGGGUACUUUACCAUCCACCCAGAACCACACAAGCACCUGCUGUGCCACCCUGCACAGUCCCUCGCCCUUGCUUGGGAGCUGCCCACAGUCUCUCCCAGAUGAACUGCCACGCCCAACCCUGCCCCUGCAAAGCUGCCUAAAGGACAGGUCUAAGACACGCUCCUUCAACCGACCUCGGACCUGCCUCAGGGAUUAUUCAUACCACAUGACCUCCACCAGCAUGGAUGGCAGCGUGCACAGCUCCCACCUGGACAGCCCUCACAGCGUGCAUCUGGACAACCCGCUCACCUGCCACACCUCACACUUGGAUACUCAGCUGUCUUGUCACAGCCCCCAUCCCGACAACCAGCUGCACAGCCCCAGUCCCAGUCCUAUCCUCGAGAGCCUGGCCUCUCACAGCCUGCACGAUAUCAUCUCCUGCCAUAGCGCACAUUUGGACAGUCAACUCUCCAGCCACGAUGGACACAUCUGCCACAGACACAUGUGCUGUGCCAAAGCAGACCCAUUCUCGAGCAUAUGCUGUCCUAAAAUUGACCCCUUUGCCAAUUCUUACCAGGCAGAGGAUCCUAAAACGGGACCACUGAUGUUUAGUUGUCCUAAAAUGGCUGACAAAGAGGAGGAUGUUAUGCUGCAUUUGGAUAUGAUGCCUCCACGGGUGACUCUGUCAUGCUCUCAGGCCACUCUCAGCAGGAAAGGCACCCACAGCCGGAGAGGGACACUAAGUCGGAACAAUAGUCAGCAUGAGGACUACCUACUUACUUCUGAUUCCACAGGUAACAUUAGGACUGGACCUUGGAAAAAUGAGACCACUGUGUAGGCCUUUGACUGACAGCAAGCAAACCUGUUUUUCGCCUGAGCUAAACUACUGUGUAGUCCCAGGGCUGUUACCCAAAGGCCCUCUCUCCUCUGAGCUAAGCUACUGUGUAGUCCCUCAGCUGUGACUUCGCUCUCUCAUCCGUCGCUAUAAAUUCUCUUCCCCUUUAAAGAAGAGUUAAAACCUCUGCUUACCUCUUUCAGAUUUCAUUUCACAGUUAACUCUGCUCCAUUUGGUUUCUCCUAAGUUUUAUCCUCUUGUUGUUCUGAAAUGGCAGUGAAGAACACAUAACAUGCAUUUAAUUUGGAUGAUUUUUUAUAAUCAAACUGAUUUUUGUACAUGUUUUUUAGUACGGUUACAUAAUGUGUAAUUAUGUAAUUGUGGAUGUAUGUAUGUUAAGAGUGGGUGAGGAAAAAAGAGUGCAUGUGUUUAUGUGUCUAUUUGCAUGUGACAACAUGCUCAUGUGUAUAUACCCAAUAACAAGAUUUCCAUUAGUGCAAGAUGAGUCCUCUCUUUUGGAGCCAAAUUUCGCCCACAUUUCCAGUUUGCAUUUUAGUAAAAAUUCUAAAUUCGUCAUCAAGUGAAAAAACACCAGCACUUUUCACUAGAGGUAGACCGAUAUAUCGGUUUUACCAAUUAAUCGGUGCCGAUAGUUGCUUUUUGGAACUAUUGGUUAUCAGCAAAAGUAUAUACCGAUAAUUGCCAAUGGUUUUUUCAUCAUUUCAUCAUUUCAAAAUAUGGGUCUGUUCCAAAACUUAGCGAGCUGCCUUGCUGUCUCCUGCCUACGUAGGCAGCUGUCUUCUAUGGCAGUGGUUCUCAACCUUUUUGACUCCAAGGCCCCCUAUUGUCCAAGACAAUAUUUGAAGGCCCUCUUGCCCAAAACUAGACAUGUCUAAUAAAAUAAUAAUUUCUUUUUCUGCCAAGCUCAUCACGGUGCAUUCUGGGAUCGCCUACCAGGUGAAGGAUAUAUACGAUGCUACCUUAAAAUUUGUCCAAAACGAGGUAUCUUAUGAGGCAGUAUAAUUAAGAUACCUAGGUUCUGGAACAGCUUUCACAUUGGGAGUGCUCCUAUGAUGUCUGAAAAUGCUGUCUCCGGAGGAAGCUCACAAGGUUUUGGAACAGACCUUAAGAGUCCCCGGUGUGUUUUGGGCUUGUUUAUACUUUAAAGUCCCACAUUAUGUACCAAAUCUUAAUUUUUUCUGGUUAUAAUUGGGAUUUUGGUUGAACAAAAACUGCAUGUGGGGUUUUAUUCAUUUUGAACUCGUAAAAAAAAAGAUUUUUUUUUACAUUCUAUAAAUCGAUUUUAGCUGAUUAGUCUGUUAUCGGUCUUUCCCACCAUCUUAGUUAUCGGUAUCUGCAAAAUCCACUAUCGGUUGACCUUUACUUUUCGCUAGCAGAUUUUCACAGUUAAACAAAACUUAAGAAAUUGAGAUAAGUCAAUGAACAUGGCUAUUUUUAAAUUCAGGUCUUAAUGUGAUUUAUGUGUGCCAAAUGAUACAGUAAUUAAAAUACAACCUUUACUCUACCCCAAAAGUACCAAGUAGUCUAUGAUAUGUGGAUAGUGUGGCUUCCACAACUAAGCUAUCAUUUUUCAUCUAGAGACAUAAAACAGCAAACAAAUAGUCUCCUUGUGUUUCCAUGGUGACAAAUCAUGAAGAGAGGUGCCCAGCCAGAAUGCAUUUUGAACUGCACAUGUGAUGUAUGCACAUACAGUAUUUAGUUACUGACAGUAACUAAAAGGUGCAGAUCAGUUCAAGUCAAUGGCCAUAUAGAAACCAUCAGUUAUGCAUUGAUCAACAGUCUAACAUUGCACUAAAGAAUUCAAACAUGUUUGCCACAGAGAAAACAUUUUGCUACACACCUAAUGAGAUACAUAUAGUAAUGUGAUUGGCAGCUUCAUGGAAACACUGGAGCUUCUAGUAACCCCAUAUGUCAUUACUCCUUUUUAUUCUGAGCCAAUUAAGGAGGGCACCACUUUCCACAUUUGAAGGAAGGAGACAGGUUCUCAUUAACAGAUUAUAUCUAGUCACUGUGCCAACUCACUUUGCAUACAAGAAUCUGCUGAUUUACUGAACAUACUGAAGCUUUCAAGAACUAAUAUAUUGCCUGAACUGGAAGCAUAGCUGUGAAACAAGCAGUGGGUAAAUGAUGACAAACACAUGGUCACAGAGAUAUAAAUUUGUCUCUGCUCAUUAAUGUUGUAAGAUUGAAAUGUCUAGAUAAUGUGAUCAUAUUUGUCACAUUUUGUUUUUAAUAUAUUGUGCAAAUUAAUGAAUUAAAAUGCCAACAGAAGAAAGUCAGUGUAGGAGUGAUGUUAAUUAUUUGGAAGAUUCCUUGUUUAUCAUGUGUUUCUUUGUGAGCUCAGGGAUCAUGUUGCAUCUUUCACUCGUAAAACCACACAAGAAAUACAUUUGCAUGGAAUUGAUAUUGGCUAUUUACCCCAGAUUGUUUCACCAAAUUAGAGUAAGGCCUUCUUUUAACUCAAAUGCCCCUCAACAGAACCAUGUGUUCUGCAGAUGUGUAGUACGUGGAUACUAAUAAAUUUGUCUACCUGCCUGAUUUACCAAGUCUUGUGCUUUAUCUUCACACACCUGACCAACCUGUCAUUUAUAUCUGAGAGAGCUGCACUGAUUUUUGGUCAAUACAUGUGAUUUCUACUCUAACCUGACCCAAAGCAAGUUGUUUCUUUUUUACAUUUGUCACAAUUUCCAAUAAAUGUAUUUUAUCACCA
Messenger RNA from Myxocyprinus asiaticus (Chinese sucker), 5188 nucleotides. It is a transcript of the gene adgra1a, whose product is annotated as adhesion G protein-coupled receptor A1a. The coding region runs from base 481 to 2460 and encodes 659 amino acids. NCBI's taxonomy places the organism in Eukaryota, Metazoa, Chordata, Actinopteri, Cypriniformes, Catostomidae. Gene Ontology annotation, biological process: G protein-coupled receptor signaling pathway; cell surface receptor signaling pathway. Gene Ontology annotation, molecular function: G protein-coupled receptor activity. The transcript has 7 exons. The record is from RefSeq and is a predicted model, not a curated record. Gene Ontology annotation, cellular component: plasma membrane; glutamatergic synapse; postsynaptic density.